This is a messenger RNA of Erinaceus europaeus (western European hedgehog), 1054 nucleotides long. It is a transcript of the gene CFAP276, whose product is annotated as cilia and flagella associated protein 276. The transcript is spliced from 6 exons. Lineage: Eukaryota; Metazoa; Chordata; Mammalia; Eulipotyphla; Erinaceidae. The coding region runs from base 466 to 975 and encodes 169 amino acids. The record is from RefSeq and is a predicted model, not a curated record.
UCCAAGACAGCGCCCCCAGAUGCUCGCUUUCCGGGGCUCUUUCCGGCCGCCGGCAAUGGCUGAGCCACUAUAAUGUUGCAGAUGUGGCCCUGGACGAUACUUGCUUGCUAUAGAUUCCCUGCGAGACAGAAGACUGAGAAGCCUUUUCUCUUGUAGAAGUUAUAGCGGAAGCCCACCCACACCUCAGCAGGAGUGCAAAUCCAGAGCUACCCGGUAAAUGCAGAGGUGCUUCCUCCUGGAUUAGCCAUCAUUGCUCCCUAAAGGCCUACCCCAUUCGACCGCCAGGUGGCAUCCUUCUGAAAGGGAAUUCACACCUCAGUCACAGAUGGCGUGGCAGUUGCCAGGCAACCGCAUCUGGGCGUUGCAAACAAUUGGGAUCAAGGACCAACCACGCGACAAGCUGUGCGCGGCUGCGUGGGCCUGGCCACCUGUCCUUCCUAAGAACACCUCGCUCUGUAUUUUACUAUGCUUUGCUCCCGAGAAGCUUUCCAUCACCCUUCUCGGAAUGAUUCCUACUUGGGAAAAAUGCAAACUCCCAAGAAACUACCAAUUAAUAAACCAACUCACCUUGCUCAGAAACAGGAACCCUGGACUCGGCUCAGCACAACUCCCACAGCCACUACCAUGAGGCGGGAUGUUAAUUUUUUUGAUCCAAAGAUACCAAAGGAUGACCUGGAUUUCCGACUAGCAGCCCUGUAUGACCACCAUUCUGGGACAUUCAAGAACAAAAGUGAGAUACUGCUCCAGCAGGACACCAUCCAGAACACUACCCAUGAAAUGCAGAUCCAAUUUGCUGGAGUAUGUUUAUCCUCUCCCCCUCUACCACCUAUCACUUCUUCAAUUAACAUCAGACAGUGGAUCAACCCUAAGAAGGAAUCCAUCCACAGUAUCCAGGGAGCCAUAGUGUCACCCCACACUGCAGCUACUAAUGGAGGCUUUUCUCGUAAGAAUGAUGGUGGCUUCUUCUCCACCUAGACUUGACAGGUUCUUGGACUCUUCUUAGUGGGCUAUCCUGCCACCUCACCAUCCAUUAAAUAGACUUGCGCAAGCUGAA